Messenger RNA from Microplitis demolitor, 1123 nucleotides. RefSeq lists its product as uncharacterized. NCBI's taxonomy places the organism in Eukaryota, Metazoa, Arthropoda, Insecta, Hymenoptera, Braconidae. The record is from RefSeq and is a predicted model, not a curated record. The coding region runs from base 162 to 980 and encodes 272 amino acids. The transcript is spliced from 2 exons.
UAGUACUGAGAAAAACUUUGUAAAGCAUUAUCAGAAAGUUAAGAUAGAUAAAGACUAAUGAGCAUAAUAAUAACGAUAACAAUAAAGUGUUUUUGGUCGUUUACUGAAACUCAGUACGUCAAUAACUAUCAGUAGAAUUUAAUAUUUCUUAAAAGUUAGACAUGAUGUCGUAUAAAAUUAUUUUCUUUACUUUUUUUAUUUUUGGAACUGAACUGAUAUUUGCAAAGGAAGCAAUAGAUCUGGGCAUACGUCCGAUAAAAUCGAAUGUUAAGCAAAAUGGAGCUUUUCCAAUAAAUACGAGUGAUGCUACACCUGUUAAGUCAAAUAAGUUUGAAUCUACAAGUUCAACCGAAGAUGACUCAAUUCCUGUCUCUGCAUCUAUUAAUAUCCCAUAUGGUUUUGAAAAAGUUAAGGAUAACAAUUCUCUUGGUAAAAAUAAUUCAACAACUCAAUCUAGAACAAGUGCUAAUGUAACAGUGAAAACUGUUUCAACUAUAAAUAAAUUUUACGAUGCUGAGAAAAAGUUACAUCCUACAAUAUUUGAUUUCGUUGAACGAAUUAGACAUAUUAAAGACGUUUCUUUAAACACCACAAAAUCAUCGGAUCCGGAACCUGGAUCUACUUCAAUAAUAUACCAUUACAAUUCAAAAGAUUACGAUAAUCCUAAGUAUAAAUACUUCGAGACUAUUCUCCGUGAUUUAUAUAAUAUUACUAAACCUAAAAACCUCGAAUCCCAAGAACAAAUAAAUAUCAUAAGGGCUUAUUACGCAAAUAAGGAAGUUUCGAAACCUUUAGACUAUAGUAACCAAGGUCAACUUGGAAUUGAACCUCCUACAGAGAAUGGAAAUCAGAAAAAAAAAUCAUUUGACACUAAAGAUUACUACAGUCCAAAGUAUUCCAGCUUUGAAAAAUUUCAUUAUGACUUUUUCCCUCGUUAUAUAGAUGGAAAACUAGUUGUGCCGAAUGUAAUAGAUCCUUAAUAAAACUGAUAUAUUUCUGGAAUUUUUAUGUAAAUCUGACUGUAUGUAAUUAUAAUGUAUUAUCUAAUUUACAAAUAGUUAUUUAGCAGCACCUGAUGUAAACUAACUCAUUGGUUUGAAAAAUAAAGAUAAACUAGAAUAUA